AUGCCGGAGGAGACGCAGCCCCGCGACCAGCCGAUGGAGGAGGAGGAGGUGGAGACGUUCGCCUUCCAGGCCGAGAUCGCGCAGCUCAUGUCGCUGAUCAUCAACACCUUCUACUCGAACAAAGAGAUCUUCCUGCGCGAGCUCAUCUCCAACUCCUCGGACGCGCUCGACAAGAUCCGCUACGAGAGCCUGACGGACCCCAGCAAGCUGGACUCGGGCAAGGAGCUGCACAUCAACCUGAUCCCCAACAAGCAGGACGGCACGCUGACCAUCGUGGACAUGGGCAUCGGCAUGACCAAGGCCGACCUGAUUAACAACCUGGGCACCAUCGCCAAGUCGGGCACCAAGGCCUUCAUGGAAGCGCUGCAGGCCGGGGCCGACAUCUCCAUGAUCGGGCAGUUCGGCGUGGGCUUCUACUCGGCCUACCUGGUCGCUGAGAAGGUGACCGUGAUCACGAAGCACAACGACGACGAGCAGUACGCCUGGGAGUCCUCGGCCGGCGGCUCCUUCACCGUCAGGACCGACACAGGUGAACCUAUGGGUCGUGGAACAAAGGUUAUUCUGCAUCUGAAGGAGGACCAGACUGAGUACUUGGAGGAAAGGAGAAUGAAGGAGAUUGUGAAGAAGCACUCUCAGUUUAUCGGCUAUCCGAUUACUCUGUUUGUGGAGAAAGAGCGAGACAAAGAAGUGAGUGAUGACGAGGCUGAGGAGAAGGAAGAUAAAGAGGAGGAAAAAGAGAAGGAAGAGAAGGAGGCCGACGACAAGCCCGAGAUCGAGGACGUGGGUUCAGAUGAGGAGGAGGAGGAGAAGAAGGACGACGGGGACAAGAAGAAGAAGAAGAAGAUCAAGGAGAAGUACAUCGACCAGGAGGUGCUCAACAAAACCAAGCCGAUCUGGACCAGGAAUCCCGACGACAUCACCAACGAAGAGUAUGGCGAGUUCUACAAGAGCUUGACCAACGACUGGGAAGACCACCUGGCUGUCAAGCAUUUCUCCGUUGAAGGGCAGUUAGAGUUCCGCGCCCUUCUCUUUGUCCCGCGACGGGCUCCCUUUGACCUGUUUGAAAACAGGAAGAAGAAGAACAACAUUAAGCUGUACGUCCGCAGGGUUUUCAUCAUGGAUAACUGUGAGGAGCUGAUCCCAGAGUACCUCAAUUUCAUCAGAGGCGUGGUGGAUUCUGAGGAUCUUCCGCUGAAUAUUUCCCGUGAGAUGUUGCAGCAGAGCAAAAUUUUGAAAGUUAUCAGGAAGAAUUUGGUAAAGAAGUGCCUGGAGCUCUUCACUGAACUGGCAGAGGACAAGGAGAACUACAAAAAGUUUUAUGAGCAGUUCUCCAAGAACAUUAAGCUUGGAAUACAUGAAGAUUCCCAAAACCGGAAGAAGCUUUCAGAGCUGUUGAGAUACUACACGUCUGCCUCUGGUGAUGAGAUGGUGGCCCUCAAGGACUACUGCACCCGGAUGAAGGAGAACCAGAAGCACAUCUACUACAUCACUGGUGAAACCAAGGACCAGGUGGCCAACUCUGCUUUCGUGGAGCGCCUGCGGAAGCACGGCCUGGAGGUGAUCUACAUGAUUGAGCCCAUCGACGAGUACUGUGUGCAGCAGCUCAAGGAAUUUGAGGGGAAGACUUUAGUAUCAGUCACCAAAGAGGGCUUGGAGCUUCCUGAAGAUGAGGAAGAGAAGAAGAAGCAGGAGGAGAAGAAAACCAAGUUUGAAAACCUCUGCAAAAUUAUGAAAGACAUCUUGGAGAAAAAAGUUGAAAAGGUGGUGGUGUCCAACCGCCUGGUCACAUCUCCAUGCUGCAUUGUCACCAGCACAUACGGCUGGACGGCAAACAUGGAGCGAAUCAUGAAGGCGCAGGCCCUGAGGGACAACUCGACCAUGGGCUACAUGGCGGCCAAGAAGCACCUGGAGAUCAACCCUGAUCACUCCAUUAUCGAGACCCUGUGGCAGAAGGUGGAGGCCGACAAGAACGACAAGUCCGUGAAGGAUGUGGUCAUCCUGCUGUACGAGACCGCACUCCUGUCCUCCGGGUUCAGCCUGGAGGACCCCCAGACCCACGCCAACAGGAUCUACAGGAUGAUCAAGCUCGGCCUGGGUAUUGAUGAAGACGACCCCACUGCUGACGACACGAGUGCCACGGUCACUGAGGAGAUGCCCCCACUGGAGGGCGACGACGACACGUCACGCAUGGAAGAGGUCGACUGA
Molecule: messenger RNA, 2205 nt
Organism: Elephantulus edwardii (Cape elephant shrew)
Lineage: Eukaryota; Metazoa; Chordata; Mammalia; Macroscelidea; Macroscelididae
Product: heat shock protein HSP 90-alpha-like
Exons: 10
Coding region: 1-2205 (734 amino acids)
Biological process (GO): protein stabilization; protein folding; cellular response to heat
Cellular component (GO): neuronal cell body; nucleus; plasma membrane
Molecular function (GO): ATP hydrolysis activity; ATP-dependent protein folding chaperone; ATP binding
Source: RefSeq, a predicted model, not a curated record